Messenger RNA from Chionomys nivalis (European snow vole), 3179 nucleotides. RefSeq names its product CD38 molecule (gene Cd38). The record is from RefSeq and is a predicted model, not a curated record. Gene Ontology annotation, biological process: positive regulation of B cell proliferation. The transcript is spliced from 8 exons. Gene Ontology annotation, molecular function: NAD+ nucleosidase activity; phosphorus-oxygen lyase activity. Lineage: Eukaryota; Metazoa; Chordata; Mammalia; Rodentia; Cricetidae. Bases 344 to 1267 code for a protein of 307 amino acids. Gene Ontology annotation, cellular component: plasma membrane.
AGUUGGACAGACUUUACCCUCCAGGGAGCAUCAGGUGCACAGGUGACAGAAGGUGCCGGCCCAGGAGUGUUCCCAAGCUGUUUGUGCACCUAAAGAGGCUCAAGAACGGUCUUCCCCUGGAGACUGAGGCUCCGGAGUCUGGAAGUAAGCAGCUGGAGUGCCUGUUGCCAUCGUUAAAGUCUUAUUCGUCCUCCAGUCACCCCUUGAAGCUUUAAAGAAGGGGUAGAGGGUGGGAAAGGAAACCGAUAAAAGGCAAGUGAAAGAAAGGAGGAGGGGCAGGCUCUGACCCUGUCAGCACUGUGCUCUCUUCCUGCCUAGCCUGGGCUGAUCUCCAAGGAGCCCCAUGGCCAACUACGAAUUUAGCCAGGUGUCUGAGGACAGACCCUGCUGCCAUCUCUCCAGGAAAGCCCAGGUCUGUCUCGGAGUGGGUCUCGUGGUCCUGAUUGCCUCGGUAGUGACGGUGGUCAUAGUUUUGUGGCCGCGGGCACCCAUGGUGUGGAAAGGCAAGCCUACCCCGAAGCACUUUUCUGAGCUCUUCCUGGGACGCUGUCUCGUUUACACUCAAAUCCUCCGGCCUGAGAUGAGCAAUUAUGACUGCAAGAAGAUACUGAGUACAUUCAAAAGAGCAUUUGUUUCCAAGAAUCCAUGCAACAUCACAGGAGAAGACUAUGAGCCACUAAUUAAGUUGGUCACUCAGACCGUACCAUGUGACAAGACUCUCUUUUGGAGCAAAUCCAAACACCUGGCUCAUCAGUAUACCUCGGUCCAGGGGAAGAUGUUCACCCUGGAGGACACGCUGCUGGGCUACAUUGCGGAUGAUCUCAGUUGGUGUGGAGACCCCAGCACUUCUGACCUGAACUAUAACUCUUGCCCACACUGGAGUGAAAACUGUCCCAACAAUCCUGUCACGGUGUUCUGGAAAGAGAUUUCCCAAAAGUUUGCAGAAACUGCCUGUGGUGUGGUCCAAGUGAUGCUCAAUGGGUCUCUCAGUGAACCAUUUUACAAAAACAGUACCUUUGGAAGUGUGGAAGUCCUUAAUCUGGACCCAAGUAAGGUUCAUAAACUCCAGGCCUGGGUGAUGCAUAACAUCGAAGCAGGUUCCAGUAACUCAUGCUCAGGAUCCUCCAUAAAGGAACUUAAGCUGAUUGUGCAAAAAAGGAAUAUUGCAUUUUCCUGCCAGGAUAACUACAGGCCUGUCAGGUUUGUUCAGUGUGUGAAGAACCCUGAGCAUCCGUCAUGCCGUUUUGGCAUGUUGUUUGGAUCCUAGACCCCCUGUUGCUGGUCAAGAUGAGAGUCUCUCGGAAACUACACUGGUACACAGCCGGAGCUAUCAGAGAGCGUGCUCUAGUAUAAUGACAGCACUCGAGAUGGAAGGACUUCCCAACAAAGUUGGGCAGCAUUACAUGAUCGGUUUAGUUCUUACUGUAUACUACUCAAGAAAAAAACUACUCCAUGAAACAGAGCUAAACUUGUAUAUUGUUAUUUCACUUUAACUUUCUCAUGUGGUGCUGUAUUUUGUUCAUAUAUUGUUAACUCACUUUUUUUUCUCUCUCUUUUAAUGAAGCCAAGAAACAAACCCGAGAACGGUAGUUAAGCCUGUAUACCAUUGAGUUCCAUCUUCGGCACAGCUGGUAACAUCAUUUUUAUUGAACAAUUGACAAUCCACGGGGGAGUAGGAGGAGUGGGUGGGAGGACUGUGGAAUGAGAAUAAAUAAUAAAUAAAUAGGCAAUCAAACCUCCCCUGUCAAAAUGGACAAAGAAAACGAAAUGUCAAGCUUUUCAAAUGAAUGGCCUUAUUUUUUUCAAUGUUUCUGAAUUUUUCCUACAAAUAUUGAAAUGGUAAACCUGAGGUCGUGGGUUAUUACGGGGAAGGUGUUCUGUGGGAACUUGAACAUGCUUGCUGUUUUAAUUUUUCACCCUUCCAACAUGUGCCAAUAAAUUUGACUAUUGUUUUCCUUUUUUUUUAAAAAAAAAAAAUGAGAUAAUGGAGCUUAGAGAGGUUAUAAAUUUUCCUAAAGUCACAUUCUGGGGAUCAUGAUUAGAGCUGGUACUGACUCCGGUUUUUCAAAGUUCACAACAUAUAAUAUUUCUUCUUUUCUAGGCCUUUACCACCAAAUUAAUAGUAGCCUGUAUUAUUGUCCAGAGAAUGUUGUUGUACUAAAUUGAAUGUAAUAGAAUCUGAAAUGUGAUUGUUUUGUUUUGUUUCUUGGGACAGAGUUUCUCUGUGAAACAGUCAUGGCUGUCCUGAAACUCAUUCUGAAGACCAGGUUGGCAUUGAACUCAAAGAGAUCUGUUUGCCUCUGUCUCUCGAGUGCAGAGAUAGAUUAAAGGCAUAUGCCACCACUGCUCAACCUGAAAUGUGAAUUUUAUGGACACUUUCAAAACUAAUUCAUUGCAUCCUAUUUCCUUUCAUGCUCAUACUUGGUGCUCUUUAUAGGUAGUAAAAUAUUUUUGUUGAAAUAUUGAGUUAGUGAGCCUGACGGUGGUAGCACAUACUUGUAAUCCCAGCACUUGGAAGACAGAGGCAGGAAGAUCUCUGAGUUGCAGGUCUACUGGUCUACAAAGUGAGUUCUAGAACAGCCAGGACUGUUACACACAGAAACCCUGUCUCAAAACAACAAAACAAAACAAAACAGAAAAGCAAAAACAAACAAAAAUCCCAAAAAACAAAACAAAAAUAUUGAGUUAAAUGUGAGUUAAACUACAUUUGUUGCUGAUAUUGGCAACUUGUUUUCUAUCUUUUGUUCCCUUAGAUCAGCCUUGCUUUGGGAUUACCAAUUGUUGCUGCUGUUUUCAAACCUACAAUCUUUAGCUUUCUUUCUUUAUUUUAUCUGAUUGUGCUUUUUUUUCUCUAUUUUUAGAAAUAUAAAAAUGUCUUAUUUCUUCUAGCUUCCUUGGAUAUCUUUGUUCAGCUGUUUUGAGACAGAUGCUUAGAUCAUUGAUAUCACAGCCUGUUUUCUUGUCUUAAACAUGUAUUUUAGAGCUGGGGGUUUUCCUCUGAGUCCUGCUUCUGCUGCAGCACUGAAGGUCUGUACUCCUGGACUGGUUACCAUUCAGUUUAAAAUCGUUUCUGGUUCCACUGUUAUUAAGAAAAGCAUUAUUUACUUCUCAACAUUCAGAGAAUAUUUUUAGUUUGUCUUUAAAAAUAAGUGUAUUUUGUAGAUAUUAAUAAAACUAAA